Nanorana parkeri is the source of this 1484-nucleotide messenger RNA. It is a transcript of the gene POLR2M, whose product is annotated as RNA polymerase II subunit M. The transcript is spliced from 4 exons. Gene Ontology annotation, biological process: intracellular signal transduction; transcription elongation by RNA polymerase II. Lineage: Eukaryota; Metazoa; Chordata; Amphibia; Anura; Dicroglossidae. The record is from RefSeq and is a predicted model, not a curated record. The coding region runs from base 115 to 1338 and encodes 407 amino acids. Gene Ontology annotation, molecular function: transcription elongation factor activity. Gene Ontology annotation, cellular component: nucleus; intracellular anatomical structure.
CAGCGGUAUUUGUGAAUAAAGUUUUUCCGUUUUGAAUGUGACGUUUUGUCAUGGCAGCUCCCGGAGCGGAGCAGUGCGGAUGUGAAUAUUCAGUUGGCGGGCCGGGGGGACACGAUGAGUUCGGCCACAGAUGUUGGGAAGGCCGGGGCGGUGGGGGAUGUACGAGGGAAGAGUGUGGAGGAGCUGAUGGAGAUCCUGGAGAGACAGGAGAAGAUACUGAGCAAUUCGAAAUUUACUGCCAGGUUGCCGGACCGCGGAAAAAAGAUUCUGGAUUACGCAGAAAAAGUGAGAGCUGCAAUUGCAGAACAUAAAAGGUCAAAAAAGACAAGAGAUUUACUUUCCACAUUCAGACUGGAAUUUGAAGAAAAGCAGAAUGAAGUCAAAGAGAAAACCCAAAUAGCCUGGCCGGUGGAUAAGAAGACAUUGGCAUUACCAGCCGGGACUCUUUUAAGCUCAAACAGUACUGCUAAUGUAUCUGAAACAAUUAACCAACCUAAUACAGAUGCAGUGGCUGCCUCAUCUGAAACACAACGUAAAACUAAUAUGGAUACAGAAAAUCCUUCAUUGCCAGCGACAAAUUCAUCUACAACAGAGAAUAAACUUUCUAAGGACACAAGUAACCCUUCGUUAUCAAAGGACACAUUACAUGAAAAAGACAAAUAUGAUGUGGAUACAAAUGUCUCGCCUUUUACAGCAGAUACUGUAUCUGAAAUAAGCCAUAAACCGAAUGUACAUGCAGGCCGCCCCCCAGUACAGGAGGAUGGGAAUCAAAAGACUGCUAAGAACUAUGCUGGUACAGCUGAUGAUUUGGCAGAUAGCUUGAAGAUGGUCAGCAUUAAUGAUCGUACAGAGAGGGGAAGUGAGGGUUCAUCGACAUCGAAUCAACCAGAAAACCCUUCACACCCCUUGAAACAGUCACAUUACCUUGAAGUUGUAGAGAAUAGGUCGAGGAGCCCGGUUUAUAAAAGGGAAAAAUUCAGAACAAACAGGUUGCCGUCAGGCUCCAAUUGCUCAUCCCCCAAUCAGUCACCAGGAGAGAGGGUACUUAGGCUGCCUGCGGAAGAGAGAAGAGCUCAGGACAGGAAACAUCUGGAUGACAUCACUGCAGCUAGACUUCCACCACUCCAUUACUCUCCAGCCCUGUUACUACCUCUCGCGGAAUCUCUGACUCUGCAGAUAAAACAGAACAAGACUUAUGAGGAAAAACAGGCCAAGCUUUCAGCUCAAAAACUAUUUGAGAAGCUUAAUAUUAAGAUGGGACCUUUCAACCCUGAGGGAGAUUCCUACAUGAAAUUCCGGGAUCGGAGAGAUGAAGAGGGCUAUGAUCCUGAAGAAUAACAGAAGGAUUUUGGUUCUCCAUCUACAAAGCAGAUUCUGCGUACUGCACAAGUACCAAUACACCAGUUGCCUGAUUUGCCUUUGUAUAUAUGUUUGCCACGUUUUACCAAAAUAAUAUACCGUUAUGUCCAUAAUUAUUUACAUAU